This is a messenger RNA of Kwoniella botswanensis, 399 nucleotides long. RefSeq lists its product as uncharacterized. NCBI's taxonomy places the organism in Eukaryota, Fungi, Basidiomycota, Tremellomycetes, Tremellales, Cryptococcaceae. Gene Ontology annotation, biological process: RNA splicing. Gene Ontology annotation, molecular function: mRNA binding. The record is from RefSeq and is a predicted model, not a curated record. Gene Ontology annotation, cellular component: cytoplasm; exon-exon junction complex; nucleus. The transcript has 5 exons. The coding region runs from base 1 to 399 and encodes 132 amino acids.
AUGGCCGACGUCGAUAUGGCUGGAGAAGUUAACGGAGCAGGUCAUUCAUGGGCAGCUAAAUCUGUAGAAGGAUGGAUCAUAAUUGUAACAGGGUUAAACGAGGAGACCACGGAAGAGGACUUACAAGAUCUAUUCGGUGAUUAUGGAGAAGUCAAGAAUCUUUCGAUGGCAUUGAAUAGACGUACGGGUUAUGUCAUGGGUUACGCAUUAAUAGAGUUCCCAGAGAAAGAGCAAGCAGAGAAAGCUGUAAAAGGUACAGAUGGAACGACCUUCCUGGAACAGACAAUCAAGACCGACUUUGCAUUCUCGAAAGCACCUUCAGGAGCUCGAUCGCGUGCGCCUGCAUCUGGCGCUCGAAGGACAGGUAGAGAUAGAGAGGCUUCACCUAGUAGACGUUAA